Molecule: messenger RNA, 2892 nt
Organism: Symbiodinium sp. CCMP2592
Lineage: Eukaryota; Dinophyceae; Suessiales; Symbiodiniaceae
Source: the annotation of a GenBank genome assembly
AUGGACGGAGAGACAGCUUGGACCUCGGCCAUGUGGAGGAAGAAGGUCGGUGUUGCCUUCGGUACAACUGGGAAGAUGAGGAUGUUGGCCAGUUGCUUUCAUCUCAUAGUCCUGGCUUCGGCGAGCGAGGGCGAAAGGCAGCCACUUUGCCACGAGAGCUUCCGCAGCUUGGAGAAAUGUUUGCAAAAUGACUACGGCCGGCUCCGCGCCGCCUGUAGCCGAAACUACGAGGGCCUCCAGGCCUGUCUGGCGAGGGACUGGAGGUACGUAGAUGAGGGCAGAGCCUUCCCUCGGCCAGAGAGGGCCUUCAAUCGCCUCCGGCAGUGCCGGCAUGGCGUGAUGCUCUUCAACCCCCUGGACUGGUAUAUCGGCCGUUCGCUGGAAGUCUAUGGAGAGUGGGGGCAGAAGAAGGUGGACUUCUUCUCCAAGCUCUUGCGCCCUGGUCAGGUGGUCGUGGAGGUCGGCGCCCAUGUGGGCGCCCUCACUUUGGCACUAUCUCGAUUGGUCGGGCCUGCAGGUCGCGUCAUUGCACUGGAGCCCUUCUACGCUUCGUUUGCAGCUCUUGCUGCUAACACCGCCUUGAACUCCUUGGAGAAUGUGGAGGUGAGGCAGGCCGUGGUGGCGGACCGGCCCGGGAAAGUCUUCAUGGAUCGGGGGGAACUCGCAUUUAAGCAGCAAGAGUUCUUUAACUUCGGAUCGAUGGACUUUCACGAGCUGGAAAUUCACGAUGCCGCGACGCAGACAGAUCGCCAGUCCACCGCCUGGGACGAGUACUCGGUUCUUGCGCUGGAGCAGCUGUCCCUUCCGCAACUGGACUUCGUGAAGAUAGAUGCUGAGGCCAUGGAGUCUGCAGUGAUCAAAGGCGCACUGCCGCUGCUGCGGAAGUUCCGGCCACUGCUCUUCAUUGAGUAUCGGAACCCCAAGCAGAAGAACUCCGAGUUGCUGCGUGCCCUCAAGAAGAGCAAGUACGACUGCGUGCUCCUGCGGCUGCCGAUCUUUAAUUCCCAGAACUACCGUGACCAUCAGGAGGAUAUCUGGGGAGAGAAGGGUUCCGUCGUCAACUUUGACCUCUUCUGCAAGCGCAAGGGUCAGGAGUCUUCUUUGGAUGCUCAGGUGCUGGAGCUGUUUAGAACCGCCGUCGCCACCGAUGUUCCAGGACUGCGCACUACGCCCAGAGAUGCCUUCGAGAUCAUGAGCCAGGCCGAAAAGCCAAAGGCCCCGGAGCGGCCCGAAGAACGCCCUGGAACCGAGCAGACUCCCACAGUGCAGCCGAGAGCACGGCUGUCGCGCAAAGAGGUCGAAGAGAUGAGUUUAGAUGAGCUGUUGGAUAGCAUGGAGGCCAGCGAGAGGGUCACGGUUCCCAAGGGUCAAAGAGCAUCAGCAACCAACUCAGAUACGGAGAUGAGCUUGAAGCUUCUGCUUGAGGAUCCCCCGGACCAGCCCACGACGAGCACUCCCCCGGAAGAGCUGACCUUGGAUGACUUGAAGUGGCCUGUUCUUGGCGCACUGCCAACAUUCCUGUCUUUCGAUGGCGUGAAGGGCCUUGAGAAGUACCACCAGCACAUGUAUGACACCUACGGCCCCAUCGUGAACACCACCAUGCCGGGAGACGACAACUCGGUCCUCAUCUUCGACCCACGCGAAGCUCGCAAAGUCUUCCUGCAUGAAGGCAAAUACCCGAAGGGUCCCACAAACGACUUGUGGGCCAUGCACUACUGGAAGAAGAAGCACAACCAGGAAGGUACUUUGAUGACAGAGUCCGGGGAAGUCUGGCAGAAAGGCCGACAUGAACUGCAGAAGGACCUGUUCAAUCAUGCUGCUGCUAGCAGCUACUGCGAUCUCAUGUCUGCUGCGAGUGAUCAAGUCAUCGAAGCAGUGGAGCGCAAAGUGGCCGAAGGCACCUGCGACUUCGAAACGAUGCUGAAGUCAUCCAUCGGUGACGUGUUCACCGCCGCCGUGCUCGGGCGCCCAUGCGGCUUCAGCUGGGACGGCUGCAGUCAAGAGGAGCUCGACUGGGCCCAGACGAGCGUGGAUGUGGUCAAGGGCUUCGCGCAUCUGAUCGCGCAGCCCUGGAUGCAGGUCUGGCCCGAGGCCUUCAAGACGUACAGGGAGUUCGAGGCCACCCAGAACAGAAGCUGCGAGCUGAGCCGGAAGAUGGUAAGAACGGCCUUAGAGCGAUACGAGAACUUCGAUGGCCCAGAGGAGCAGAUGCCUUGGGUCGUUCGCUUACACAAGCGGGGCGUCUUCGAUGUCGAAGGUGUCUGCCGCGAAGCUGGCGGCAUGAUCAUUGCUGGCUUGGACACCACUUACAAUGUGCUGAUGUGGGCGAUGAUCAACCUGGCGCAGAAUCCAGAGGCGCAGCAGAAGCUCCGCGAAGAGAUUUACGAGGUCUUGGGUCCAAGCGGCAACUUCACAAGGGAGAAGCUGUCUGCAAUGCCUUAUCUGAAAGCUGUGAUGAGAGAAUCUCAUCGACUGACUCCGGUUGUCGAGAGCAUCACCUUCCGCUACAUCGACAGCGACUUGGAUCUUUGCGGUUACAGCGUUCCUGCAGGCACCCGCAUUGACAUGGGCAGCGCCAUUAUACAACGGGACCCGCAGAUAGUCGACGAUCCCUGGGCCUUCCGGCCUGAACGCUUCAUGGCAGAGGCCGUGGCAGCGCGCAAGAGCGAUCCGUUGAAAUCCCUGCUGGACCAUAAGUUGAUCGAGAAGCCCUUCUCCUUCGGAGCCCGCAUGUGCCUUGGUGCACGGCUUGCGGAAUUGGAGAUGAUGAUCCUCAUGUCCCAGUUAAUUGCAAAGUUCCGAUUCGAAGCGGAGCCGGGAUAUAUCCCGCGAUGGCACGACACAUUCCUCGUGCCAGAGAAGAUGCCCGAGGUCCAGAUCACGCGCAUCUGA